CAUGAGCUCGCCCGACGACAUUCCCGGAACAUCAAAGCCGCGCGCCACGAAGCGCUCUCCACGGACCUCCAGCAGCGACUCCAAGUCAAUGCCCUCGCCGCCCCAGACGACCAGCAAUGGGGCACAUGGCUCGCCAUCCGGCAGAUCUCCCAGCGCCGGACGCAGUCCCGCCGGCAACCGAAGCCCUGCCGGCGGUCGUAGUCCCGUGGGUGGCCAGAGUCCCGGCGUGGGUCCAACCAACAUGCGCGAUCGCCUGCUGGUGUCCAAUGCCAUUGCCAUGGAUGUGUCGGCCAGCGAGUCGACCUCUAGCUCUUCAUCGCCGCAGAUGAAUGGCCAUAAUCACGAUGACUCCAACGAGUCCGAUCAGCUUAACGGAGGUUCCACAAAUGGAACCUCUCGCAAGUCCAAGAAGAAAAAGAAGAAGAGCCACAGUCGUCGUGAGCGCCGCCUAUCCGGAGAUUCGGCUCUCAUGGGCUGGACAGGGGGAUUCCCCAAGCUGACGGCCAUGGCCAGCAUUGAUAGUAGCUCGGAUUUGGAGCCGCAGUCGCCGGGCGAGCUGCGGGCGCUGGGCAGAAGAGGUCUGAGUGUGUUUCCGAGGGUCGAACCGCAGGCGGAGACAGCAGCAGGGCCAUCAGAGUCGUCUGAAGUGGCUGUAACUGAAACUGAAACAGAAAUUACUGAGGAGCAGCAGCAACAAGAGCAGCAGCAGCAGCAGCAGUCGCUAGCAACGCCUCCAUCGCCGAUGAUGACGUCGCCGGUCGAGUCCUCGCUGUCCUCCAACUCUGACUUGAAUAUGACGACAUCUACGCCACCGGGACGUGGACCAGAACCAGAACAACAAGAACCAGAACAACCUAUCACUUUAGCAACUGCAACUAGUACAAAUCUAACUACAACCACACCAACAACACCGACAACUAGCAACAGCUACAACAAUGUAAACGCAACUGGUACUGCAAGUCCAAGAACAACAGCAACAGCAACAGCAACCAACAUGCAACAAACAGAAUUAGACAAUCAGGAGAAGGAAAUGGAGAAGGAGCAGCCAGCGAAGGCAGAGGAAAAGCAGGAUGAUCAGGAUAAGCAGCAGCAGCAGCCGGCAGAGAAUCCGGAGCAGGAGGAGCAAAUUGAAUCGUUGGUGGUGACCGAGGAUGAGAACAGCUCAAGUGUUCCCCCGGUAUUAAAGUCAUCGUCGCCGCCGUCGACUCCUCGUUCCCGCAAACGCGCAUUCAGUCCCGCCAAGAAGGAGAAUACCAAGAAGACAACUCCCGACGAAGCUAUGGAUGUUUCGCUAGACGAGAGUGCCGAAAAAACUGAGGACAUACCCCUGCCCGUGUCCAGUCGCUUUGCCAAGCGUUUCAAGUCCUUCUGUAGCCAGACCUUGCAGUCGGUUGAGCUGAUGCGUCGCACUUCGCGCUUCAGCAGCCAGGAGCCUCCAGCCAAGCUGGAGGAGGAACUGGCCCCCGUCGUGGGCAGUAAGGAGUCGCCUGAUCCUAAACCGGAGGCCGCCGCUGCGGAAGCACCUCCCACACCCUCGGCCCUGAAACUAAAGGCCACCGACGAGUUCUAUCGCCUGCCCUUCGCCUACGGCUGGAAGCGUGAGCUCGUCCUGCCCAGCACUGGUAAUCCCAAGCGUCGCACCGGCGAUGUUUUCUUCAUUGCGCCCAACGGACGCAAGUUGCGUUCGCGCGAGGAUAUUGUGCCCAUGCUGAAGGGCGAGCUGACCAUCGAGCACUUUUGCUUCCAGCGGCAGGCGCAGGAGGCGGGGCCGGAGUUCGAGUUGGUGCGUCGGGCCACGCCCUCCAGCGUGCAGCGUAGGAAGUCCCAGCAGGCGGUGGCUCAGCCGGCUCCCUUGCCGGUCACCGGGAAGCGUGUGUCCAAGCCCAAGGUGCCCAAGGGCGCCAGUCCACCGAGCGAGGGAUGGACGGCCACCAUGGCGGUGAAGGGGAAUUCCCGAGUGCUGGCCUCCAGCAACGGGAGCAGCAGCUCGACCGGAGCCACAAUUGUGACCACGUCCACUCGCAAGCGAAGCUUCAUGUCCAGACAGUCGUCGCGGCUGACCAGCGAGAAGAUUGUGGCCUGUAUUCAUUGCCAGGCUCCUUUGCAGGGCUCUCCCAAGACCAACAUUUGUCAGAACUGCUCGAAGAUCAAGCGCAAGAAAGAGAGGGAAUCCGAGAUGACGGCAGAGCCUCAGCCGGAAAAUGAGGAUCAGGAUGAGGAGCAGAAUGACGAUGGCGAUGAGACCGAGAGCGUUGGCAGCCUGUUGGAGAUUGGCGAGGAGAUUGAGGUGCCCGGCCAACAGCCGCCGGCCGAGCUGUUCAACAAUUUGGGACACCGGCGCUCGCCCAAGGAUCAGGAGGUGGUUGUGAUUGGCGGACGCAAGGCUAUAGCCAUUAAGGCCGAUCCGCCGCGUCGCCAAGUGAAAGUGGUUCCACGACAGCCUGAUUUAACUGGCUAUGAGAAAAUCUACAGCAAGCGCAGCCAGGUCAAGAAUUCGGAUAACGAACUGGUGGAGAGCCUGGGCAAUGCCCACAACGGAUGCCAGGUGCUGAUGGCCAUCAUGAAGACGAUGAACCUGAAGGACCGCGCCAACAUGUCGCGGGUGUGCAAAACCUGGGCCAUGGUCAGCCGCGAGAUGAGCGUGUGGCGCUCGGUGAGCCUGCGCGACACUUAUGUAGGCAACUGGCUAUUCUGUAUGCGCGAACUGGCCCGCCACCGCACUCGCGAGCUGGACAUGAUGGGCGUGAUCAUGGCCAAGCCGCAGCUUCGUUUCGCCGGCGAUUUGCGCGUCCUCAAGGCGCUGCGCGUUCUACGCACCGAUGCGGUGGAUGGAGAGUUCCUGCAGCUGGUCUUUCGCCAUCUGCCGCAGCUGCUGGAGCUGAGGGCCACCUGCACGAGUGCUACACUGAAUCUGUGCCACCUGGAGCAGUCCGCAGAACUGCGCGUGCUUCGCAUCCACAUGACCGAGCCGAAAUCGACCUUGGUAUCGCUGGACUCACUGGCCAAACUUACGCAUCUGACUGAGUUGAGUCUGCGUGGAGUGUCCGAUUUGGGCAAGCUGAACUUGCUGUUCUUGAAGGAUCUCGCCGGCCUGGAGGUGCUAUCGUUGGGCUCGUGCCAGGACCUAAACUCUUCGCAGUUUGGCACGCAAGUGCUGCCCGCUCUGAAGCUGCUGCGCUCCUUCCGCCUGGAGAACGAUCACAAGGGCAUGGCCAUGUUCCCGGUGGACGAGAUUAUGCUUGGUCUAUCGAAGGCCGGGGGAGUCAAACGCCUGGAGCUGGUGAAUGUGGAUGUGGACGGCGGAUUCAGCGCCUUGCUGGCCGACUGCCCCAGUGUUACGGAUCUGCUGCUGACCCCCAAGUGUAUGCAUAACACGGCCAAUAUGACCAAUGCCGUUAUGCAGGCGAUCAGCGACAAUGCCGAGCAGUUGCUGGUGUUCCGUCUCGGUUUGGUUACCCAGCUGCUCAGUGCCACCGGGGCGCUGUACAAGGGAAAGGGCAAGGACGUGAUCCCAGUGCAGCGUCCAGUGCCGGGAAUUCCGGAGAACGACCACCUAAAUCACUGCUCCGGCGACGAUAAUUGCCAGGAGACGGAGCACAGCCAGUGCGUGGCCUUUCUGCCCGUGGAGCGCUUGAAGGCGAUCCUGCACCACAUGAUGCCGCAGGCCUGGCUCACGGUGGCCAAGGUGGCGAUGUGCGAGACGACCAGCAUCAAGUUCCUGCCCCGUCCGGAGGAGAGCAGCGAGGAGAACUUCUAGCCUAGGUGCCAUAAGAUAUAGAUAUAAGUAACCCCCCUCCUCCUCCCAGUACCAGAGAUGCCAAGACUGACACUUUGAGAACCAUCACAAAAAAACCACAACUAAAUUCCAGCGGAAACGAAGAACGAACAAGGAAAUGUUAUUGCGUCAUCUUAAAAAGAGCAUUCCCAGGAAUCGCACAUUAUUUUUGUUUUUGAAAUCAUCUUUCGUUUAACGGCGUUUAAAACGUCCCAUUGUCUCACCUUCGCAUUGGAAGUAGAAUCAACAGCAACGCUGUGUUUUUGUUCGACCUUCGGGUACUUACCAUUUAUUACAUCUUAAACAUCUUGUAAUCAAACCAAUUUGUAAUAGGAGUUGAACCUAAUAAAACGGCAGAUCUCCUAGUGUGGGAAAACUUACUUGACUAAAUUGAUAGAGAACCAAAUGAUUGGGAAAUGUUGAAUUUCAAAUUCAGCGGUAUUCUUUAGUUCAUAAGUUAGAAAUAGCUCAAGUCUAUAUGUACAUAAAGGUCCUGUUUGCCUUCAAUACGAAGCUCAGAUCGAACUAUUGAUUAAGUUGUAGUCGUAAAAUGUCGCACAUUAUGUACAUUUCGGCACUCAUUUAAAAAUAAAAUCCAUAAGGGAAACACCCUUCACUUUC
Drosophila takahashii is the source of this 4396-nucleotide messenger RNA. RefSeq lists its product as uncharacterized. Gene Ontology annotation, molecular function: DNA binding; protein binding. The record is from RefSeq and is a predicted model, not a curated record. NCBI's taxonomy places the organism in Eukaryota, Metazoa, Arthropoda, Insecta, Diptera, Drosophilidae.